GCGCAUUGUUCGCGCACGCUUUCAACAGAAAACAUGGCCUCGAUACUGCGGUCGAGCAAAUUUGUGCGAUAUUUCGCCGGUUUUGCACGAAAUCUGGUGUUCAGCACUGCCCGCGAAACGGAAAGCAGCUUCGUCCAGCAAUCGCAAUGUCUGUGUGGUAAUUUCACCAGCGGUUUUGCAACUGCUGCCACCAAGAGCAAGAAUGGACUGGACCGGUCGCUGAAGCGGCUGGACGAAGACGUGCGCCGUUCGGGCCGCAUCUCCCGGCGGGACCUGGAGGAGGUGCUGGAGGAGAUCCGCAUCAAUCGUUCGGCCACAAGCGCACAAUCCCUGCUGGUGAUUCGGUGCUGCGGCAAUUUGGUGCCGGAAGAGUUGCCCGAAGUGCGUACCGCGCUGGUGCAGGAAAUAUGGAAAACGCUCAAGAACCUGAACGUGGCCAUGGAUGUGUCGCACUACAAUGCGCUGCUGCGCGUGUACCUCGACAACGAGCAUCCGUUCUCGCCGACCGAGUUCCUGGCCGACCUGCAGUCGAAGGGCAUCGAGCCGAACCGGGUCACGUACCAGCGGCUGAUUUCGCGCUACUGCCAGCAGGGUGACAUUGAGGGUGCAACCCGGAUCUUGGAGUUUAUGCGCGAGAAGCAGCUGCCGGUGAAUGAGUACGUCUUUAACGCGCUCAUCAUGGGUCACUCGCAGGCAGAUGAUCUGGAAUCGGCAACCGGAAUCUUGGCGGUGAUGGCACAGGCAGGCCUGCAACCUUCCGCCGACACGUACACAACGCUACUGUGCGGUUACGCCCGCAAGGGCGAUAUUGAUUACAUCUGCAAAACGAUCGACAGCUGCGAGCAGAAGGAAAUCUUCCUGCUCGACAAGGACAUCCUGGAAAUCAUCUACUCGCUCGCCACCAACGGCCAUCCGGAGAAGGUGGACCGGUUGGUGGAGAAAAUUCGUCGCCAGGCCGGCUACAACCAGGACGCGGUGAACGUAAUCCUGCGCCUAAUCAACCGUGGCUACGAGGAGGUAGGCCUGAAGGUGCUCCGUACGAUGCCCCGUGCAUCGAAGAACGACGGUGAGCUGGCCAACACCGGCAGCUUCCUCGUGCGGCAGCUGGUGCGCGCCAAACGGCCGGCAGAGAAGGUGGUCGAGAUUUGCAAGGAGUUGCAGGACGGUGGUAUGAACGAUCGGGCCUACCUGAUCGCCCUCGAGACGGCACUGAAGGGCGGCGAGGUUGAGCUAAGCUUUGCCCUGCUGGAGGAGCUGGUGAAGCAGAAUCAACCGAUCCGGCAGCACUUUUUCUGGCCGCUGAUGUGCGCAAACGACCCCAAGUGGACGAAGGAGGAGCGCACCGAGCGUGUGCUGAACGUGCUGCGGUCAAUGGCGGAAAAGUUCAAGAUCUACCCGAGCGGCGAGACGGUGCGCGAGUAUGCCGUGCCGAAUCUGCCGGUCAGCAACAGCGAGAUCGUGAUACAGCUGCUGCGCAGCGCUGGCAUAUCGCUGGCCGUCGCUAGCUCGAGCUGUGCGUACGUCGCGCUCGAGCGAAACAAUCUCAAAGAGGCGGCCAACAUUGCCGCCCGCUACCGGGCGUUCUAUUCGCCCGGCAUCUACCGCAAACCGCUGGUGCAAGCGCUGCUGCAGUCGCGCGACGUCGACUCGUACGUGCGGUUCGCGCGUGCCAUGCACGAUGGGCUGGUGCGUAACCGGUCCGGGGAGGAGGAAAGCGAGCCGGUUGCGGAGGGGGAAAGCAACGGAAACAGCACGGAAGCGGUGCAGGCCGAAACGAUGGGCAACUUGAUCUACGACGCGGUUGGUGCGUUCAAAACCGAUCGGGUCGAGAUGGUGCGCAAGAUACUGACCGGGUUCGUCAACCAGGGCCUUUCGAUUAGCAACGGACUGGCGGAAAAGAUCCAGGAGCGGAUGGGCAGCGAAAUGACGGCCGACAUCUCGAGCAUGCUGUCGAAGCUGGCGGCGGGCGAUUUGGAACCGAUCGAGCUGGAACGGAAGCCGGCCCAGGGUCAGCAGCGGCAAAAGACACCGAUCGCCAGCCUGUCCGUGCCGCAGCUCGAGCGGCUGGUGGCGGAUCUGGAGGCGCGCAAGGAAAACGCCAAUGCGGUCAAAUCGCAACUGAUCCGGUCGGUGAUCCGGUCGAACGAUAUCGACAAGACGAGGGAGGUGCUGCAGAAGCUGGAGGGCGAAAACUACAUCGUCAGUCCGGGCGUUUACGGCAUGAUGAUCGACAUGCUGGCCACGAACGGCAAGCUGGAGGAAGCGUUCGAGCAGCUGAAAGCAGUCAAAGCCAAGCAGCCCGACUUCCAGCUGGAUCGCGUCAAGGUGGUACGGUUGGCGCACAGUCUGCUGGAGGCGGAGCGGUUCGACGAGGCGCUUGCGUUCCUGCAGACGAACGCACCGACCGCCGUGACCGCGGUGGAGGCGGGCAAGGAGCAGGAGGAGCCGCAGCGUGAGGUCGACUUUGUGUACAACAGUGCGUGCUGGCGACUGCUCAACACGCUCGCGGAUCGCGGCAACGUGCAGCAGGUGAACCAAAUGUUCGACCACCUGAUGGACAAGGGCUACAUUACGCCGCAGAACAUUUUCCUCGGCUCACUGAUCAAGGUGCAUCUGGUGCGGGAUGAUCUGCCGGCGGCGAUGAACACGUUUGCCGACAUCUGCCAGAAGCACCGCACGACGCCGUGGAAGACGGAGCUGACCUGUCGGUUGAUACAGGCGGAAGAUGCCACCAACCUGCAGCGGCUGACCGAUCUCAGCACGGAGGUGCACGGCGAGGUGAACAGUCUGUACGAUCUCGUGUUUGCGUUCGUCGACUGUGGGCGCAUCCGGCAGGCGCGCAAGAUACUGGAAACGCCCGGCCUGCGCACGCGCUACCAGCGCAUCCAGACGGCGUGCGAACGCUAUCAGCAGGAGGGCAAAACGGCCAGCCUGGAGGGGCUGAUGGAGGCGACCAAGGAUUUGAGCCAUAUCGACCGGAGCGAGAUCUACCACAAGCUGCUGCAGAGCUACAUCACCGAGAAGGAUGCGGAAAAGUCGCUCGGGCUGUGGACGCGCAUGCAGGAGGAAAGCGUCUCCCCGUCCGACGCGUUCCUGACGGAGUUGGGCGAGUUUUUGAAGAGCAAUGGGUACGAGGUUCCGUUCGCAAUGCCUGCGCAGGCAGCAAAAGCGGCAAAGGAAAGCCAACCCAAGCAGGCGAAGGGCGCUAAACAGGGAGUGGCUGCUGCGGCAGCGGCACCGAAACCAUCGGCCAAACAGGAACCGAAACGUCCCCAGUCCAGCGGUCCCAUGCGUGAGCUGAAGCUGGCAAUUAAAGCGAACAACCCGGACCGUAUCCUGGCCGCUUACGAAGCGCUGGACGGAACGAGCGCCCAGAAACCCAACCUCACCGAACAGUCGGCCGUUAUUGAGGCGCUCGUCAACCGGGACCGUCUUACCGAAGCGUCCAAGCUGGUGCUGGACCUGUUGGAGCAGAAGCUGUUCCCGAUUCCGCGCACCUUCAAGUACUUCCUCAACAAGCUCGCCAUCAGCGGCGAUGUGGCGACCUUCGACCGCAUCGGUGCGCUCAUCUCGGACGACCUAAAGCGGCAGAUCUCGUUCGACAAUCGGCUCUGCCACGCGAACGUGUCGAACGGCAACGCCGACCAGUACCUGCGCCAGCUGGAGGAAGCGGUCGGCAAGGUGAAGGACAAGGAGGAAGCGAUCGCGGCGGCCAAGCACUUCCCGAUCGGUGGCGCUUCGGGCAUCCUCGCCAAGCACCCGGAGCUGCACGAGCGCUACGAGCAGCUGGCGGAAUCGUACGCCAAAUGGGGCCUGCUGGCACCGGUGAACGCUCUCUGGAUCCAUUACUUCAUCGACGGUGCGACGGAGAAGGAGAACGGCAUCUGGACGCGCCACCUGAGCGACAGCUCGCGCAUCAUGUUCCAGAAGAUCAUCCAGCAGGCGCGGGAAGCGAAGGACGAGGUGCUGUGCCGCCGGCUGAUCGAGAGGCUGCGCGACUCGAAGGUGUCGGAAAAGGGCAAGGGGCUGAUCUACAGCUGCAUGCUGGACAUUCUGGUGGCGAAGGAGCGGCCGGAAGAGGCGCUCGCGACGCUGGAGGAAGGGCUGAAGGUGACGUGCCUGGAGAACCUGAACCGGACGGCACUGAAGCGGCUGCAGGAAAGCUUGGCCGCAAAGGGCAAACCCUUCCCGCACACCAUUCCGGCGAAGAGCGGCAAGGCGGCGGCCAGGGACCCGUCCUCCACCAGCAGCAGCGACAGUGACAGCGAGAGCAGCAGUGACGAGGAAGCGACCAAAGCGGCGGCCAAGUCUGCCAGCAAACCAACCACCAGUAGCAGCAGCAGCAGCAGCAGUAAGAAUCUGUUUUAAGGCAUUUGCAAGCGUUCUGUGACGCGUUGUGUUUUCUAGCUAUAAGUGUAGAUUCACUAGUGGUGUGAAACCGAGAAGCUUUAGAGAAAUAUCAGGACGACGUCACGAAAUCAUCUUCAAAGGCCACGCGCACCCUCGCGGCCUUUGUAUUUAAAUCAACCAGCAUUAGUCACAAACCAUAGAUUAUGUACGUGUUUAGGUAUAGUUGGCUUUUGUUUUGCUUUGCUCGCUUAUUGGGAAUUGAGCGUGAGCACAAUAAAAUUCCAAGCCACAACUUAA
Messenger RNA from Anopheles arabiensis, 4647 nucleotides. RefSeq names its product leucine-rich PPR motif-containing protein, mitochondrial (gene bsf). Bases 34 to 4368 code for a protein of 1444 amino acids. NCBI's taxonomy places the organism in Eukaryota, Metazoa, Arthropoda, Insecta, Diptera, Culicidae. The record is from RefSeq and is a predicted model, not a curated record. The transcript is spliced from 4 exons. Gene Ontology annotation, molecular function: protein binding.